AUGGUGCCUUCCAAGUUCCAUGCCGUCAAUCCGUCUGAACUGGCUUUCCGACUUGCAACCAUCGGUGCUUUCCGUGAGGCAUUCAAAUUUGCGAAGGGUGUUACUUUGGAGCCAAUCGUGCAUAUGACAAGAAUAUUGAAGUCGCUGCUCAUUUAUAUAUUGUUCGUUCUCUCUCUCAUGCUCUUUGGCGACUCUAGGUCAAAUUAUUAG
Molecule: messenger RNA, 210 nt
Organism: Laccaria bicolor S238N-H82
Lineage: Eukaryota; Fungi; Basidiomycota; Agaricomycetes; Agaricales; Hydnangiaceae
Exons: 1
Coding region: 1-210 (69 amino acids)
Source: RefSeq, a predicted model, not a curated record